AUGGAUUUGCCUCUUGAUCAGUACGAUAUUGGUUGUGCAUGGUCUGAUGGCACCGCAACGAUGCAUUCGCGAUCAUCUUACAGACGGCCGCGUGUACGAAAGUCCCGCGGCCGCGGCUUGCGAACGAGGAAUGGCUGCAUACAAUGCCGGAAGCGACAUUUGAAGUGUGAUGAGGUUAAGCCAGUGUGUGGCGCUUGUGCCAGAAAGGACAAUGUCUGCGAGUUUACUGGCUCGGGUCGUCAUAACACUAGCCUCCCAGUCUCGGACAGGACCUUCACGACGGCUGCCACCGAAUUAUCCACAGAGCAGGCCUCGUCCCCAGCGGAGAAUGACGAACAUGCACCAAAUACGACGCAGACAAACCCAGCGCUUUUUGGGCCGCCUGAAGCUAUUGUUCCAGCCUGGCCUAGUUCCUCGGUCGAUGCCAACCCCUCUCCAUCUGUGCAACUUGAUCAAUCGACGGCGAAUCAACUCGAUUCGAGUCAAAGUCCCCUAGCGUUUCCAGAUGCCUAUCUGUCGCCAUCUAAUGCAUCAUUUGCAGCAGUACGAUGGUUCGGGCUACUAGCGAAUGAUGCUGCUAGGGAUAAUUCAACAGUGUUGACGAUCCAAAACUCAUGGGCGAACCAAAAUCUCUCAUUGGACCAUGCCAGUUCUGACGACCAAACUCAGCUAAGCUCCUUGCAACGUGCAACUCAGGUGCUCGACAGCCCUUCUUCCGUAUACAGAGGCCGUGACCUGACGCAUAUCGCUUCUUCAAAAGAAAGUCAGCUCGAAGAGGAGCAGAUUUGGCAGUCACGAGAGCCAAUUGAGCUUUUGUCAGCCGAAGCAACCCUGUUUGGACAUUUUGUAGAUCGAGUUAGCCCCUGGAUAGAUCUCUUUGAUCCUACAAAUCAAUUUUCUACGUUCGUUGCGCACUUGGCCGUAAGCCGCUUCCGAUUUUGCGAGGAUAUUUCUGCCACAAGAAUGCUGACAUGGAAACUCCAGAUACAUAAUGCGGGCUUGAUGAAUGCUAUACUCGCUCUAUCUUAUCGACAUCUUGCUUUGAACCACCUUCUGAAUGAGCAUAACAUCCCAAAUAAAGAGGAGGCAGCCCUUCAAUAUUAUUACCAAACCCUUCACUAUGUGCAAAAAGCUAUGCAAUACUCUGGCUACAAAAGAAGCCUAGAGCUGCUUGCGACUACAUUAAUCAUCUCCGCCUAUGAGAUGCUUGACAAUUCCACGAAAGAUUGGGAGAGACAUCUAGAAGGCGUUUUUCUCAUACAAAGAUCACAAACCAUUCAUGGUGAAUCGGGGGGUCUACAUUCAGCCGUUUGGUGGGCUUGGCUCUGCCAGGAUAUUUGGGCUGCUUUCCGCGAGAAGCGCAAAACCCUAACAUUUUGGGUUCCACAGAAGCCCCUUUCUGUACUGUCGCCAUAUGAGCUUGCUACACGCUCAAUAUACAACACCGCGAAGGUUGUGAGCUACUCCGCCGAGGGCGUGGCGGAGGCAGACAUCGGACGUCGAAUUGAUGAAGCAGCACGCCUUCACGAAAUGUUGGAUGAUUGGCAGCGACAUCUGACCGUUGAAUUCUCUCCGUUGCCACUCAGCUCACGCCAACAGUCGUCGCAUUUUCGACCAAUCUGGAUCCACCCACCUGCAUUUGCCGUGGCACUUCAGUUCUUCAGCGUGUCAAAUAUUCUAUUGCUUGCUCAUGAGCCUAGCUUGGGGGGCAUGGAGCAUUACCUUGAACGACAAAGCGCAAUCAAGCGUUGCGUAGAUAAUAUCUGCGGUAUUGCAGUGACACUCAAAGAUGACCCAUCUACUCUGAUGUCAUCACAAGCUUUAUAUAUUGGUAGGCCUCUCAAUGCUCACGUUUUCAAAAACCACGCUAAAAAGGGAUAA
Penicillium macrosclerotiorum is the source of this 1881-nucleotide messenger RNA. Its product is annotated as Zn(II)2Cys6 transcription factor domain-containing protein. The transcript has 4 exons. Gene Ontology annotation, cellular component: nucleus. Gene Ontology annotation, biological process: positive regulation of transcription by RNA polymerase II. The coding region runs from base 1 to 1881 and encodes 626 amino acids. Lineage: Eukaryota; Fungi; Ascomycota; Eurotiomycetes; Eurotiales; Aspergillaceae. The record is from RefSeq and is a predicted model, not a curated record. Gene Ontology annotation, molecular function: DNA-binding transcription factor activity, RNA polymerase II-specific; transcription cis-regulatory region binding; zinc ion binding.